Molecule: messenger RNA, 261 nt
Organism: Penicillium hordei
Lineage: Eukaryota; Fungi; Ascomycota; Eurotiomycetes; Eurotiales; Aspergillaceae
Exons: 1
Coding region: 1-261 (86 amino acids)
Source: RefSeq, a predicted model, not a curated record
AUGCCAUUCCCUCAGUUGCGCAACGCCAUGGUUCCGGGCUCAUUUGAGUAUACUCGAGAAGAGUUUGAUAUUGACUACGGCCGUUCUGUUUCGAUUAAUUGGCCCAGCUUCACACCUUUGCUGGUUAGAAACGAUUCCUUGGACGUGGUUCUAAACCCGGAGUUUGAACCACAUGCUCUCAACUACAGUAACUGGUCGCUCAAUGAGGAAUUUGCGCUCAAGUAUCCGCACAUGGCUACGAUGGCCACAAUUAGAUCAUAA